Paramisgurnus dabryanus is the source of this 1142-nucleotide messenger RNA. RefSeq names its product C-signal-like. Gene Ontology annotation, cellular component: cytoplasm. The record is from RefSeq and is a predicted model, not a curated record. Lineage: Eukaryota; Metazoa; Chordata; Actinopteri; Cypriniformes; Cobitidae. Gene Ontology annotation, molecular function: oxidoreductase activity.
UUAGACAAACACUUUAAAAGAGUGAGCUCACAUUUGCACAAAGCUCUGGUGUGUUAAAGAUGUUAAACUUCAGCAAGUGUCAUUCAAUACUCAUCACGGGAGCCAACAGAGGGCUCGGACUGGAGAUGGUCCGACAUUUGCUCAGUACCCCGGAAAGACCCAAAAAGAUAAUCGCAACCGCCCGGAAUCCAGACGCUGCAGAGGAUCUGCAAGCACUUGCCAAAUCUCACCCAGAGGUCCAUGUAGUAACUCUUGAUGUAACGAGUGAUGUAAGCGUGAAUGAUGCAGUUCAAGCAGUGAAGUCUAUUGUGGGUGCUGAUGGGUUAAAUUGUUUAAUUAAUAAUGCAGCUAUUAACAUCCACUGUGAUUUGGACACCGUCACCCGAGAUGUCAUGAUGAAAACAUAUGAGAGUAACACAGUGGCUCCUCUUUUUGUGACAAAGGCUUUUCUGCCAUUGCUGAGAGAGGCGGCGGGUCAGGGCAGUGGAAUGGGAAUUCACAGAUCGGCCGUGAUCAAUGUGUCCUCUAUUUUGGGGUCCGUUCAACUCAACUGGGGCGAGAUGGGAGCUCCUAAGCUUUACGCUUACAGGCCAACUAAGAGUGCGCUAAACAUGAUUACAAGAAGUUUGGCAGUUGAUCUGGAAGCAGAGGGAAUUUUAUGCGUCGCCCUGCACCCUGGUUGGGUGCGCACUGAUAUGGGCGGAGCAGAUGCAGAUAUGAGUGUGGAAGAGAGCAUAUCAUCAGUGUUGCCUGUUAUUUGUGGAUUAACCGAGAAAGAUCAUGGUGGAUUUGUGAGCUACAAUGGGAAAACAUUGCCCUGGUGAUCUCCACACAGUGUGCAAGUGUGAAUUUUUGGCGACCACUGAUAAACGAAUGGAUUAAAUAUUCAUGAAUUUCCUCUUUCCACUUGUUUCUAUAUCCCUGUAUGCAAGUCAAUGGUUUGGGUGUAGUGUUACAUAAAUUAUAUAAAUUUGUAAGGUUCUAUAAAAAGAUUAUUGUUAUGAUCCUAUGAUGAAAUGCAAUGGUGCGUUUAUACUGUCUUUAAAAUAAAUGCUGUUUGCUAAUAGCCUGUCAUGUUUUUUGACUUUUCAUGAAUAUAAAAAAUAUGGCAGACAGAUUGAGUCAAAUGCCAUUUAAGAAUU